Knipowitschia caucasica is the source of this 6603-nucleotide messenger RNA. Lineage: Eukaryota; Metazoa; Chordata; Actinopteri; Gobiiformes; Gobiidae. The record is from the annotation of a GenBank genome assembly.
AUGAUUCGCAUUGCAGCCCUAAAUGCUUCUUUGCCAGCGGCAGAUGAGUCUCAAGACCCUUUGAAAAGUUCAAAGAGUCGGACCAAAGAAGCUCAAGAAGCUGAAGCCUUUGCUUUAUACCAUAAAGCCUUGGAUCUCCAAAAACAUGACAAGUUUGAGGAGUCAGCCAAGGCUUAUCAUGAUCUUCUUAAAACGCCAUUGCUUAAAGAGGCAAUACCAACAGAAGACCAAAGAUUGGCCCUCAAGCAUCCCGGUCUGAUGCUGAAAUAUUCAACGUUCAAAAAUCUGGCGAGUAUGGCAGCUUUGAGGGAGGACCUCGAGACAGCUAUGGAUUUCUAUUUGGAGGCGGUGAUGUUGGACUCCACUGAUGUAAACAUGUGGUAUAAGAUUGGGCUGCUGGCUGUGCGUCUUAUACGCAUCCCUUUAGCUCGCCAUGCUUUUGAAGAGGGAUUACACUGUAAUCCAGACCAUUGGCCCUGUUUGGAUAACCUUAUCACUGUUUUAUACACGCUUUGUGACUACACCUGUUGUUUAUACUUCAUUGCUAAAGCGCUUGAGAAAGAUCAUUGCUACAGUAAAGCUCUGGUGUUGAAGGAGAAGAUCUUUGUGGAACAGCCCUCGCUUAAAAGAGAUACCACUCAGAUGUUCAAGAAAUGUGACCGGUCCAUCCAUUAUGUUGAAGUGGAACCUGAAGAGCAUAACUCUAUUGUUGAAGAAGCGCUGGAGCUAAGGAGGCGUAGACGGGCCCUUUCGUCCCAGGAGCCACCAGCAGAUCUUGUCCUCAUUCAGCCAAUUCGCUGCCUCUCCUGGAAGCAUGUGGGUGAAAGCCUGCUAGCAAUGUACAGACAUCAGACGACUUGUGAAACACCUAGGCCAAGUCUUGGAAGAAGAAUAGACUUAUCAGAAUACCGCGAACCCAACUUUCUUGAAAAUCUCCCUCAGCCCAAAAGUCCAGUGAGCACUAGCCAAACCACUGCCCCUGUGCUCAGUAGCAGUCCAAGCUCCUCUCUUGCACCGCUUACAUUUUCGGAACCAGUUUUAACUGCACAAACCACCUCUCAACUUCCAAUCAUUCCCACUCUCACAACUGUUGAGGUGACCUCCACAGCAGCACCAUCUGUUGCCUCAAUAAUGGAGGCAAAGAAACCACAAAAAAGAAAACGCACAUCAGAUGAAAAUGUAGAUACAGCUAAGAGGCGCUCCGCCCGUGUCCGAAACACAAAAUGCAAAAAGGAAGAGAAGAUUGAUUUUCAGGAACUGCUUUUCAAAUAUCUUCCAUCCAGACUUAAGAAGUUUGACCCGGACGAUGAUGAGAGUUUGAGUAAUCUUGAUGCCCAGUUCAAUGGGAAGGAAAAUGUACAGGAUAUCCAAGGCGGCAUGGAGGUCGACACUAUAGAAUACAUGGAUUCUGAAAAACAGGAUGUCCAUAACUUCCUUCUGAACAGCAUGAGCAAUGGAGGUAUCCUUGAUCUGUUAAUGCGUUAUCUUAAAGCUGUGGGAAAGAAAUUCUUAGAAAACUGGCCUCGUAGUUUGACUUCUGUGGUGCUUGAGGUGUAUCAGACUUGGAGGAAGCACAGCACCGGCCUUCCCAACCCUCUGCUCCGGGACUGCAGUAACCAACACAUUAAGGACAUUUUAACAAUCUGUUUGGCUUGUAUGGAGCUUCAGUUGGAGCAGUGGUUACAUAGUAAGGGGAAAAAUGUAUCACCAAGGAGAAGCAGUCUUGGUAGCAGUGAAGACGCUGACUUGGAUUUCCCCGGACAGCACUUCCAGGGUGAUUUGUUUAUGCUGGCACUUGGUUCAUCCCAAAAGGACCUCUUUGAAGACGACUGGAUGGAUAUCAUGGUGCGUGUCUAUUGGCUCAAGGCACGCUACUGGGCUCUGCAGGGAAACAUGGAACUAGCUUCGGAGAGCUACGACACAUGCCUCAGUUGGCUUCAAACUAAACCAAAAACUUUAGAAGGGAAAUAUUAUGCAAUCACUCUGCCAAAUCUACGUGUGGACGCAACCAUUUCAGUGGAAGAGAUUGAAAAGAGACUGAAGUCCUUGGAACGCUGUCAGUCCCUGGAGGAGAUCCAGCGUCUUUUUGAAUCUGCAGACUACGGAUCAGUCGUGCUCUUGUUGCAGCCCACACUUAAUUAUGGCAACAGAUGCAAGCCCCUAGAGUUUGUCAGCUCCGCACCCGAAAGACCUGCUCAGCUAAUGCUAUUACAGAAUUCAUUAUUGCGGAUGAAAGACUACGGGCAGUGUUUGGAAUACAGUGAGCUUUCCCUUAACGAGUCUCUACAACAACUGACAUCUGCAUCAGCCACUUCGAAUCCCAGUAAAGAAGAAUGGGUCUGUACCAUUGGAAAACUGCUCGAUGGCAUAGAGUUAUGUUUCAACAAGGAUACAGACUUGCUGAAAAACGUCACUCACUUCUCCAGUAUGGCACGACUGGCUAACAAUCUUAUCCAGCUCAUUGAUCUCAGCAUGGCCGUUUCUGAUGACCCGAAGGAACCAUUUUUCUUCUCUGUCCUGCCUUGGAUAAUUUUGUAUCGCAUUAUCAAGCAUGAGGAGGCUGCUUUUGACUGCAUGCUGAGACGGCACAUAUCCAUUGGUGAUGAGGAAGAUGACUCAGACACUCCUAUGCUGCCUUCCUCUUUGAUGCUUCUGAAUACUGCCCAUGAGUAUCUUGGCCGGCGCUCAAUGUGUUGCAAUUCAAAUGGUGCUCUUCUCAAAUUUUUUGUUGAAGUAUUGGAGAAAGAAUUUGCUGCUUGCCAAAGUGCGACCACUCAUCCCUACAGAGAGGAAUUGGAGUUUGCCUUAGAACAAUGUUUUUUCUGCCUGUAUGCCUACCCCAGUAAAAAGAGCAAGGCACGAUACCUUGAAGACCACUCUAGUUCACAGGUCGAGUUAAUGUGGUGUGAUGCCCUCUCGAUGUUCCAGUAUUUUAAACCAAAAUCGUUGCCUGAGUUUGACAGUUAUAAGACAAGUACAGUCUCUGCAGACCUCGCCAAUCUCCUCCGCAGGUUUUCCGGCAUUGCCCCCAUGGGCGACACACCAACCCUUAACAUGGAGGAAGUAGCUGCCUACAUUGAAGGCAAUAAUGAUAAGGUCCCAGGUUUCCCAGACGGUACUGCUCCAGCACCUCCUAUAAUUAAUGAAAUGUACUACUUGCUGGCAGACUAUCAUUUCAAGAACAAGGAGCAGACCAAAGCCAUUAAGUUCUACAUGCAUGACAUAUGUGUUUGUCCAAACAGAUUUGAUUCUUGGGCAGGUAUGGCUUUAGCCAGAGCCAGCCGUAUUCAGGAAAAGCUUAACUCGAAUGAAUUGAAAAGUGAUGUACCCAUAUGGAAGCUCUCACAGGCUGUACUUAACUGCUUUAAGAGGGCUCUUGAGAUCGACAGCACCAACCUAUCUCUUUGGAUUGAGUAUGGGACCAUCUCUUACGCUCUUCACUCGUUUGCUUCGCGACAGCUCAAACAGUGGCGCAAUGAGCUUCCCCCAGAGGUUGUAAAACAGAUGGAGGAGAGGAGAGACUCCAUGUUGGAGACUGCACUGCAGUGCUUUCAGGGUGCAUCCCGUUGUGAGUGUGACAGCGAUGAGGAAGAGUGGCUCAUCCACUACAUGCUCGGAAAGAUUGCAGAGAAACGCAAGAAGCCUCCAGCGGACUAUCUGCAGCUUUAUAAAAAGUCAGCAAACUAUUUACAUGAAGAAGCUGCCCGGUAUCCACGCAAAAUCCACUAUCACAGCCCUCCUGACUUGGCCAUGGAGGCCCUUGAGCUACAUUUUCGGCUCAGUGCAACAAUCUUAAAACUCUUGGAGAGUGGUGACCCUGAUCUCGAUUAUGAGUUCUUGUUCAAUUUAUUAGUGGAGGCUGCUACAGGAUCAUUUGCAAAGGGUGAAGAGAAGAGUAUACCCAGUGUCCCAAGAUCCAUUGAAAAAGACAAGCCAGCUUCUAUGGUGGAUGAGGAUUUCACCAACUCCUCAGUUUGCAUCGGAAACGUGCUAAGGUCAUCCCUCCCAUCGGCAGCCACUCCAGGUCUGACAUCUCCUCCUUAUGUGGCCACGCCGCCUGACCAUGAUUACGCCAAACGCAAAACACUCCGGCGGCAGCAGUGGCAGCAACAGCGGCAUCAGGAGCAGCAGGCUGAUGAGCGGAGUCAGGACAGUGAGGUGGUGCUGCUUUCUGACUCCAACUCCACUCAAGAUGCCUUCACUGACCCCACCAGCUCUCAGGACAGCAGCCACAGACCUGCGGCUGGGAAAGCCAGCUCCACCUCAUCGGAGAGCACCACGCCAGUGAAGGAGGGCCAGCCAACAUCGGACGAAACAACUUUGAACAGUGACAAUGCCUCUGUCCUGGUGGAAGAGAAGAUGAUGCAGGAGAUUGUGGAGGUGAUCAUACUUCCGGAAAGUAUUCCCCCCAAAGCUCCUGUGGACAUCCCACUAUCUGCUCACUUGGUCCCCACCACACCUCCAAAACCACCCCCCUCCCAACAGACAGCCCCUCAGACUCCAGUGAGUGACAGCAAGAAGAAACCCGAGCUACCGCCUGAAGUGAUAGAAGUUCCGAAAGCCUUACCCACCCAUCCAGCAGAGCAGAAGAAGAUGCUGGUGGAUAUGUGUGUCAGGGCUCUGUUCCUCUGUCUGGGCAGAUUCCCUCAACAUUAUAAAAGUCUAUAUCGUCUAGCGUUCUUCUACACAAACAGCAAGACUCACCAGAACCUACAGUGGGCCCGAGAUGUGUUGCUAGGAAGCAGUGUCCCAUGGCAACAGCUAAAGCACAUGCCUGCACAAGGACUUUUCUGUGAACGAAACAAGACUAACCUGUUUAAUGGCAUUUGGCGUAUUCCAGUAGAUGAGAUAGAUCGCCCAGGAAGUUUUGCAUCGCAUAUGAACCGAUCCAUUGUCCUCUUGCUGGAGGUGCUGUAUCAGCUAAAGGAUCACGACACUCUGGUGAAAGUUUCCUUUAUAUUGCAGAGGACCCCUGAUCAGGGAAAGAAGUAUUUACGGGAUGUUGAUCGCCAGGUCUUGGCCAAGAGAGCGUUUUUCCUAACAGUGAAAGUGUUGCAGGACAAACUGAACAGUCUCACAGGGGUUUCAGAGCAGCUUCCCAAAGCGGCUGCCCCCUUUAUGGGGGAGAUGACCACGACUGAGUCAUCCAACAAGGCCAGUUCAGAGGACGACAAACAUGGCCUGCCCAAGAAGCCUCAACUCACAGCAGUAUCUACAGCCCCUGAAAGUGGGCCUCGUGAUGCUUCCAAAGCCUCUGAUACAGGGAGGAAGACUGAGGGUGACACAGAGAAGGUGGAAUCGACUAAGAACGAGACUCAGAAACAAGUCCCUGAGGAGCCCAUGGAUUUGGAUUCUGGGCUCUGGAGAAGGACUACCAGUGGCACUGACUCCCAGGGUAACAAGACUGAGGCGGACAUUCUUCUGAGCAUAGCGGAGCCUCAACAGAAAGGCGCUGAUAACAGUCGGGCUCCAGAGCUCUCUCUGGAGGAGCUCAGCAUCAGCUCCAGGCAACAGCAGCUACAGGCCUCUGUUCCUAAAGCCACUGCUACAGUGACUCAAACGGGACUACAUCGGGCCAAUCGGAAAAGAAAGCUCAUUUCUGAUGUGGAGUCUGGAAAGACCCUCCUACUUGAUGCUUACAGAGUUUGGCAGCAAGGCCAGAAGGUCAUGGCCUUUGACAUGGGGCACAUUGAGAAGAUUAUGUCGGAAACGUACAUGCUUAUGAAACAGGUCGAUGAGGAUGUAGCUUUGGAUCAAGCUAUGAAGUUUUGCCAGAUACAAAUGGCAACAUCUACCCAAAGACAGUCUUCUGUCGAUGCCCCGUCCACCCCAAAGUUCACCAAGGAGCAUCGAGACAUUUUCUUCCCUGCGUCACUACCCACACCUAUCCUGCUAAGCCACAGCGCCUGCCAUCCUCUGUCCACUCCGGAUCCCGCCAAAGUGCUCUAUGAGCCUCUGAGCAAGCUUCCCAGGACCCCUGCUACGGGCUUCCAUGAGCAGCACAGGAGAGUAGCAGGGCCCCCCAUAGCACCAAUGGCCUUCCUACCACACACAGCAGAAGUGAGAGAGGAGCACUCUGAGGGACUCGGAUACCGACAGCAGGAGUCUCAUCUCUGUCAGCAGAUGAAACUGGCCUCGGUGUCACCGGGACAGAACUUUGCAGCGCCCACAACCACGGCCUGGUUCAGUGAGGAGACGCCCACAUGUAGCACCGCACAACUUUGUACAGACCAGCAGCAGUAUGCCAGCAUUGAGCCGUCAAAGCUUCCAGACCCAAGCCGAAUCCGCUCCCGUGCGCCCCCCAAUAUGCCAAAGCUCUUCAUACCCUCAGCAGUCGCAAAGUUCCCCCCAGAGAUCACAGUAACACCCCCAACACCCACCCUGCUCUCCCCCAAAGGCAGCAUCUCAGAGGAAACCAAACUAAAACUCAAGAAUGUGAUUUUGGCGUCUCAGUCGGCGGCCACGGUGAAGAAGGACACUCUGACCCAGCCCGUGCUCGAGGUGCAGGAGACGUCGAGCCAAGAGUCGUCCCAGGAGAGCGAGUCCGAGGAGGAGGAGGAGGAGGAGGACGACGACGACAUGGACAUAAUAGCCCCACCGUAA